Trypanosoma conorhini is the source of this 1113-nucleotide messenger RNA. RefSeq lists its product as uncharacterized. The coding region runs from base 1 to 1113 and encodes 370 amino acids. The transcript has a single exon. NCBI's taxonomy places the organism in Eukaryota, Euglenozoa, Kinetoplastea, Trypanosomatida, Trypanosomatidae. The record is from RefSeq and is a predicted model, not a curated record.
AUGUUUUCUUUUGAGGAUGUUCCUACUUGCUCUUUAAUGUUAAAAGCACUUGUUGGUCAUGACUUAUGGCGUUUGGCAAUUAGCCUGUGGUCAUGGAACCCAAAUGACGCAGUUGGGGAGUCUUUGAUUGAUGAGUUAGUGUCAAAUAACCUGUGGGAGCAGUCAAUAAGUGUUCUUCAUCAGAUUAUUGCGAAGGAAAAUGUUUCUGGGGAUUCCAAAAAAAUAGAAAAAAAUGAUAUUGCAGAGGCGGAUGAUGUGGACAAUGAGGUAGUUUUGGCGUUAAAUGACGCAAUUAGGCUAGCAAAUGAUCCGACAUUUAUCCCCGCUGAAGAAAAACGUCGUCGAGGGUCUAUACCUCAUCUUGUAAACUCAAUGCUUCCAUUGAAGUGUCAGUGGCAACAUGCCAUUUCCGUUUUGGCUCGUCUAAGUGAGCGUGAUAUAUCUUUAGAGACGCGAAAGGAAAUCUUGGAUGUUGCCGCUGCUCGUUCAGCUUACCAAGGUGGAAAUUUAGUUGAUACAUUUCGUUGGAUUAAAGAAAGUGAGCACGUUUGGCACUCAAAAUCAUUACAGCGAACUUUUUUCCGUUGUGCCUUUGCCCUGGAAAGUUAUGAGGAUGCUAUUUCCAUCUUGGAGGUUCUGAGUAAAGAAGGGGUGGAAGAGAUUCCAGCAGUUGGUCUACAAGACUUUUGCAAAUGUUUUAUUCGAGAAUAUAACCAGGGAAGGUGCGUGGAGCUUUUAGAUCGUUUCGCAGUGGUUAUUUUGAGGUGUGCAUCGCGCAUAUAUUCUGAAGAAACAAGAGCACAACUAAGGGAUUUUUUUCGGAGUAAUGCCGUUGACACAACUGUACUAGAUGUUGUGGACCUACUGGAACGUACAAGAGGAACAACUCUGGUUUUUGGUGAGAGAUCGCUUUUGGAAGACAUUCCGACAACUGCAACUGAUAUUGACAGUGCUGCGACUGCCUUGCUUCAUAAAGGGCAUUGGAAGGCCUCAUUGGAACUUUUUGGCAGGCUUGUGGAGACCAAACCGCUUAACAAAAAAGAGGAGAUUCUAAUUGAGGCAGCUCGAGCUUCGUUGGGUAGCUGGAGGACGGCCAUCCUUUUUAUCGCGUAA